Molecule: messenger RNA, 5008 nt
Organism: Ctenopharyngodon idella (grass carp)
Lineage: Eukaryota; Metazoa; Chordata; Actinopteri; Cypriniformes; Xenocyprididae
Gene: stpg2
Product: sperm-tail PG-rich repeat containing 2
Exons: 14
Coding region: 1362-3068 (568 amino acids)
Source: RefSeq, a predicted model, not a curated record
AGGUGCAUCUGCUAAAACUAAAGAUUUCACUCAAAGUAUGAGAUUAUAUAUACACUAAAAAAAGCACAAUGACAAGGUUAAAUAGCUUUGAAUAAUUCAUCAUAAUGUAUCAGAAAUUUUUUUAUAAGCCUGAGGGAUGAAACGCGACUUAAAUUAAAGAAAAAGAGGAAUAAAGGAGAUUUAAGCCACUUUUGCUUGUGUAUGAAAAAUUUUGCAUAUAAAAUUAAAAAAAAUAACGACAUAUUCAGGAGAUAACGAUUUUGGGUUUUCGUGAUUAAAAGAAAUAAUGUCUUUAAAGGAUAAAACUGUGGGUCACAUUAGUAGGGUUAAAGAUAUAAGAGCAUAAAUCAGCCCAAAAUGUAUUGGUUAUACUACAAUCACAAAAUAAAUGGGCAGCUGUUUUUUUCAACAAGACCACAAAAUGCGCAAGUUUCAUCAAUAUCAAGGUAUUUACAAACCCGUCGCUCAUGCGCCUCGUGAUAACGUCAAUAUCACUCUUUCAGGCUAUAUAGUACGUACUAUUUAAGUGCUUGUUAAGUAAGUACUGAUUGAAAUGAAAUAGAAUACCUACUCGAGAGUAUGCGAUUUCGGACGCCGCCUGGAGCUCUUUGUUUACGGUUCUUCGGGGAUCCUCGCGCAGGCUAGUGAACAGCGCCACAUGCCGGCGCGGAUGAACUGCCAAAAUGUUUUCGUUUUAACAGCCAAAACGUUUAAUUUCAAUUUUUUUAGGGGCAGUAAAACACUUUAUAGCAACUAUAACCAUAAAUUAACAGCACUUUACAAAUAAAAAAAUAAAAUGUAUUUUUUUUUCUAGUUUUGUAAUUUCCCUUUUGCUUUAAGCUUUUCUAGGAUUUUUUUUUUUAUUGAAAUUAAAUAUCGUGACGCGGAUAAUAUUGUUGGCUCCUUAUAAAUUAAUUCUGUUUUUUCCCAUUUGUUUGUAGGUCGCUUUGGAUAAAAACGACUGCUAAAUUCAUUUAGCAGUCGUGUGUGUGUGUGUGUGUGUGUGUGUGUGUGUGUGUGUGUGUGUAUAUAAUUUAUUUUAUUAAAUUGAGUCAACUCUCUACAUUGGCCUAGUUUUGUGUUUUUCCGCGUUACAGUGACCAGGCGACGGAUUAACUCAUGAAUAUUAAGUAGCUUAAGAAAGUGACUGGCAGCUUCAGGAAGUUUACGAAGCACGUCUCCUUUACCUAAUUAAUAUUCAUGAACAUCAACGUAUUCGUAAUUGGCGUCCAGGCAACGCCGCGACGCGCUCCAGUGACUGGAGUUUGUGAAGUGACUGAAAGACACUUCACUGCUCUCAUAAUGUUACAUUAGUUAAUUAAACACGUUUCAUCAAUGUACAAUAUAAAUAAUUAAUCAACAUGUAUGAUCGAGCUCCCAGGUUCACACAUUUGACAUUAAGCGGCACCACGACUGAAAUUGGACCAGGAUCUUAUAAUAUCAGCAGGUCUCUGAGCGGCAAAUACAAUUCGUAUGCCCCGUUCCUCUCGCUGUCCAGUAGAGAGUCUGGGUUCCUGGGGUUGGGCAGUGGUCUCCUCUCUCCUGGACCAGGACAGUAUAACAGUGACAUUACCAGGAAUCAUAUUCUGGGAGGAAACAGUCUGCAGAAUCGAUCCAGGCGGUUUGAUGACGUGGUGUCAGAUGUGCCGGGGCCGGGAGCGUACAAUGUUACGAACAAUGUUUCACCUUCAGAGAAAAGAACAACCAAUCCAGAGAAGAGUGUGAAGGCCGUUUUUAAAGUGGUGAAGAUGCUGCUGAAUCCUGAUGCUCCAUCCAUCCCGUCUCCCGGUCAGGCGUUCGGAUAUGAAGAGGAUGCUCAAGGUGUCCUACACAGACACAAACCCCCCACCAGAGACCAGACCCUCGGCCCGGCCUUCUACAACCCCGUAACGGAGGAGCUGUCGUCCUCUCAGAAGUAUAAAGGUGUACAGUUUGGGAAGAUGUCAGGCCGGAGAGAGCAGGUAAAGGGUGGAGACGGACCUGGACCAGGACAGUAUGAAAUACAGGAGGAUAACACGGUCCACUAUGAGAAUGUGAAUCUCGUGCGAGAGCAAAGAGGCCGUUCAGAGCUGGUCAUCCCUCGAUACCAUGAGCUGGUGGCUCUGCAGGAGGAGAAGAAGGGUGUCCCGGGUCCAGGGCAGUACCACAUAAAGAGUCAGUUUGCGACGUCCAGUAACCCACAUGGUCCUGUGUUGAGCCCACCCUUUCUGUCUCAAGCUCAGCGGUUCAGUCCAGUCAAGGAUGAAACGCCUCCUGUAGGUGCGUACGAUGACCCACGCUGUGCUCUGGAGAUCCUGAAGAAAGGCAGAGGGGUGAAGAAGAAUCCGUUUGGCUUGACAGCUGUACGCUUCCUGCCAGAAAACAAAUCGAAAGCUACGCCAGGUCCUGGUGCCUAUAACGUGUUUGACUAUGGCCUGGCUCAGGAGAGUUUGAAGAAAGCCUCUCAGAAAGGAAGGAAGGGCGCAAGGAAGGGCGCCUUUGGCUCUGUUGCACCACGCCGGCUUUUUCUCCCCAGCAAAGAGGAAAUGAGCACCCCGGGGCCGGCUCAGUACAAGGUGGAGAAGACAAAUGAAGCGUCAUAUAAGAAACAGAGUACAGCUGCUUUUAAAUCUGCCUCCGACAGACUUGUGGGUUCACUGUUCGCCAAAGAUACUCCUCCGCCAGGCUCAUAUAACGUGAGCGAAUCUUUCGAGAAGACGCACGGUCUCCAUCGCUACAGCGAGCCACGGAACGAGAAAGCACGCAAGCGACAGAGCUGCUUCCUGUCUGCCGCCCCCAGAGACCCCGCCUUCCUCCACUACGACCCUGAAAUCCCAGGUCCGACUCAUUAUAGUCCAGAUGUUAAGUCUGGCUCUAAACUUGCACUGAUUGUCUCAAAGGAAGAUCGCUUCAAAAGCCCUAAAGACACGACCCCUGGACCCACAGCAUACGAGUUGAGUCCGGUCAUCAUGGACACCGUUCUGAAAGGCACCUUCAAUGUGACGCUCCACGAUCCUGUGAUGUCCAGCACGAGAUCUUUAUCUUCACGCAAGUCUUUGAGAAAACCCCCUGCCCACAGCAGUGCCUAACUCAGGUCAAAGGUCACACACUUUCAAAAAGACCUCGGCUAAGCCUCUCCUCUUAAACACAUGCUUCCCAGGAGUUCCUGUCACACACACACACACACCUCUUUAUGGGUGAUAUAUUUCCCCAGUGCUCACAGAGAAUAAAUCAGGAUUCUUUAAUGGGUUUGAUGUUUCAGGGUUUUUGUGCAUCAUAAAUUCUCAGCCCUGCCCACAAUAACACAGCGCUAAUGUAGAGAGAUCUGACGUACACACACACACACAACAUCUUGAUAUCGUUAUACACACCCUUUUAAUCUAAUUAAGCAUUUACACACUCUCAUUAUUCAGCAGAGAGGGGGGAGGUUGAGGGAAGAAGGGCGAGAGACGUCAAAGAAGAGAACGAACGGAAGAAAGAGAGGUUUUAGCUCUUUAUUGAACUGACUUGUUUUACAUUUGCAAGCUAAUUGAAUCAGAUAAAUCACUGUGGCGGCUCUCUCGCCGCCCGUGUGUUUUUGUCUCGUGGAGUUUACGGAUGUUAGAGUGUUUUAAAGUCAAUGUGAAAUCAAAAUUGAACCCAUUUACUUUCUUAAUGCACAUUCCUGGUCUUAUUGUGAAAGAUUCAUCUGUGGAGGUUACUCCAGAGAAUUACAUUUUGGUGUAAUCUUUAAUCAAAAAACUUUUAGGUUAACAUCACCUAGGAUGUGCAGGCUGUUGGAUAGUGUGAACCAGCACUCCGGUUCCAGAAGUAAAAAUCCCAUUCAUUUUCUCUAUAGUGGAAUUGAUUUUAAUGAUAACUUAUGAGGUCAUUAAUCUAUGGUACAGCAAUGCUUUAGUUGAAGCCAUCCAUUCACAUUAAUAACUGUGUUUAACUGGUAAAAAACUACAUUACCCAUGAUUCUGCAAAGAAAUCUCCACCAAUCAGAGAAUCGAAAUGAGUAAAUUGCACCAGAAGAACUCUUUAGCUCCGCCCACUCUGAUGAAGCACUGCAAAUGACAGAGUCAGUUUCCCUACGCUCUCAUAAUACUUAAAUAUUUGUAUUUAUAUAUGCAUAUUUUGCAAUAAACUUAAAAUAUAUUGUUUCUGUAUAAUCAACAUCUUUAACCCUCUGGAGCUGCUCACGUGGCAGACAAAAAUGACCAUUUUUUAUUAUUAUUAUUUCAAUGAAAUGAAUGUACUAUAUUUUAGUUUUUAUAAUGUUUUUUAUUUAAUAUUUUGUAUUUUUAGGGGAUUUAAUGGAACUAAUUUAUAUUUAUGCAGUAGUUAUAAUCCAUUUAUUCACCUUUUGAGCAUUGAGCAUUUAUUCACUUUUUGAGACCUAAAAAUGAAAUUUCCAACUUAAACUGUUAUAAAUCUUGAAUGCUUUGGAGCACAGACUUAAGUUUGGUCUUUUUUAAAGAAGACACUUGGCAGACUAUUGCUGAAAAAAAGUUAAAUAAGUGAACGUGAAAAAAGUUACAGAAUUUUACGUUUAUUGUUAUGGAAAAUGCACAAUAAUACUAUAUUAAUUAUAUAAAGUAUAUAUUUUCCAAAACAUGUUUUACUCUAAAUCUGCAAGAAAAUCAAUGCCAUAAAUUGAAACAAGUCAUGUUCCAAAUUUGAUCAAAAAAUGAGCUUUCAGUAAGAUUUUGUUUGGGUGCAGUACCAAAAAUUUCCACUAGAUGAAAAUUUGUCUCCUAUUCAUUUCCAAUGCAAUCAUUUUUGUGUGUGUUUUUAGUGUGUGUUUUUUUGUUUGUUUUUUUCCCCCAGGACCAUUUAACCUUUUCGAAUCAUGUCCAUGAUUUUGUAUGUGUGUGUGUGUGUGUGUGUGUGUGUGUUCACAUAGUUGCAAGUGACAAAACCUUUACCAAGUUUUGUAACAUUCUGAUGAAGUAAAAAAAAAAAUAAAUAAAUAAAUAGAUAGAUAGAUAGAUAGAUAAAAAAUGACUAAAGAGCGCCAUUUCUCUCAUUAAAGCCUUUAAGUACA